This is a messenger RNA of Batrachochytrium dendrobatidis JAM81, 258 nucleotides long. RefSeq lists its product as uncharacterized. The record is from RefSeq and is a predicted model, not a curated record. Lineage: Eukaryota; Fungi; Chytridiomycota; Chytridiomycetes; Rhizophydiales. The transcript has 2 exons. The coding region runs from base 1 to 258 and encodes 85 amino acids.
AUGACAUCAAUUCCACCAUCUACCAGAAACAUGUUUGUUGCGCUCCAGCAAACAAACAAGCGUUUAUGCAAUGCACAUUGUGUAUGCUACACCAACAACAUCAUUGAUGGUCAAUACACACAAGUAUUGUUGAUGUACACUUUGAGUUCCAAGGCUGUAUUUUUUGUAGCGGGAAAGUCGUGGGAAAGCUGCACAUUGAGUUGCACUGUUUUGAGUUCCACUUUAAACAUCUGUUCAGCAAUCAGUCCAUACUUUUGA